UCACAUGUAUUUUAUAAAUUGUGAUAUCAUUCUCCUGUGUGAUCUCUCUCUUUUCUUCUUCUUCUUCUUCUUCAAUUUUUCUCUUUACACUUCACAUUUUCUCACCUUUUCUUUUCUUUCUUUCUCUAUACGAAUAGAAAAGAAAGUUAGGGUUUUGGUUUCUCUCUCAUUUUGACACAGGAAAAGAAUAUCACGGAGAGACAAUAGAAACAGUAACGCAUUCCAAAUUACGCGUACACCUUCAUAGGUGAUGAUGAAUUCAGACUCUACGGAUCAGAAUCCUGUUAGGGCAUAGUUUUUUUCCUUCAUCUUUCUCCCUUUUUCUUUUUCCAGUUUUCGGCACUACUUUGAAACUGAAUUUAGAUUUCGGUUUCGGAUUUUAGGAGAUUCAAUUUUUUUUUAUUUUAUUUUUUUGGGGUAAUUAUGUGUAUUUCGUGAAAUUAAAGAGUGAUUAUUUCUUAUCUAUACGUGGUAAUUUUGAGUGUGGAUAGUGUGAGGUGGGGUAGGGAUUGUGUGAGGAUGACGGAUUUUCAACCUUCACAACAAAAACCUGAAUCAACCGAUGAUGCCCGCGCUGAAUUCGAGCGGGGAUUGGAGGAAUUGAUGCGUGGCCACUUGGAUGAUUGUAUGUCGUUUGCGUCAUGUAGCACCACUCGUAAUGCCGAGGAGGAGGAUGAUGAAGGGGAUCAGCUUGUCCGCAGGAGACGUAGGUCUGAUCUAGAGGGUGAUGACCUGGCCGAAUCAUCUGCUGCUAGGAGACGCCACUCCCGCAUUUUAAGCCGUUGGGCUGCUCGCCAGGCACAGGAGAUGAUAACCACUAUUGAGAGGAGGAAUCGUGAAUCAGAGUUGAUGGCGCUUGCGGGUUUGCACACAGUUUCCAUGCUUGAUUCCUCAUUUUUGAGGGAGUCGCAGUCGCCCACUUCAAGGAGGCAGGGAGCUGUUGAACGGCCUACUACUCAGGCAUCCGCUAUUCUUCAAAUGUGGCGGGAGUUGGAGGAUGAGCAUUUAUUGAAUAGGGCACGGGGCAGAGUGAGGGAGAGAAUGAGACAGCAAAGGAGUGUGGAGUCCAAUACAAAUAUGUCAAGUACAAACAUGUCAGAGAGCCGGGGUAGUGAGAAUCCAGGAAGCUUGGUGGAUGCAAGUGAGAGCGAGAAUGAAUUUGUACCUUGGUCACAUGAGCAGCUGGACACACAGAAUGAGAAUGGGGAUACUAAUGGGUCUAGUAGGGAGCAAUCUCCUGAUCUUGGUGAAGUUGAGAGGGAGAGGGUGAGGCAGAUUGUUCGAGGAUGGAUGGAGAGUGGCAUUAGCGAUCGUACAUCUAACGUGUCCCAAAGGAAUGACAGUCCUAGAGGGGAAUGGCUCGGUGAGACAGAACGUGAAAGGGUCAGAAUUGUUAGGGAGUGGGUGCAGAUGGCAAGUCAGCAGCGAGGAGGUCGUGGGGGACGGAGGGAAGAGCAGACUGCUGGACUUGAUGCACAGGUUCGUGAUGGUUCAGCUGCUGACCAUGAUGAAGGGCAACCAGAGCAUAUUCGUCGGGACAUGCUGAGGCUUCGUGGAAGACAAGCCCUUCUUGACCUACUCGUGAGGAUUGAGCGUGAAAGACAGAGGGAACUUGAAGGAUUGUUGGAGCAUCGAGCUGUCUCUGAUUUUGCUCAUCGCAACCGCAUUCAGUCAUUACUGAGAGGUAGAUUCUUGAGGAAUGAAAGACCUGAUGAAGAAGAGAGACCACCUUCAAUGGCUGCGAGUGAAUUAGUUCAAUUAAGACAACGUCACACGGUAUCUGGAUUAAGGGAAGGGUUCCGUUUCAGGUUGGAAAAUAUAGUUCGUAGCCAAGCAAGUGGCCAUUCUGAUAGCAUACCUGAUAAUAAUGUCACUGAUUCUGGAAAUGAUUGGAAUCAGACACACACUUCUCAGAAUAUCCAAGUUGAAGCCAAUGAGCAAUUGCAAUCUACAAGUCAAGAAAAUGACAUCCAUCGGCUGUCUGAUCAAACAGACAACUUACAAAGCAAUGCAGCUGCCAAUAACAUGAAUUGGCAAGAAACGGCAGGCCAAGCUGGGGGUUGGCAGGGACAAAUUACAGAUGAUGAGGAACGUAAUUGGCAACAGUCAGACUACAGUCGAUUCAAUGAAUGGAGAAAUGGUGAUGCUGAACCAAUAGACAGGAAUUGGCAAGAGAAUUCAGUUAAUGACUGGCCCCAGGAAACAACUGGAAAUGUACAGAGUGAACAAAGUCGCCCACAAGAAGCUCCAAGAAUUUGGCACGAGAAUGUUUCUCGCGAAGCUGUUGAGAAUUGGACACAGGGGCCUUCUGAUCCUCCAAGAACGCGCCGAGCUGUUCCAAUGAGAAGAUUUAAUAGAUUUCACCCACCUGAUGAUGAUAAUGUGUACAGUAUGGAACUUAGGGAACUUUUGAGCAGGAGAAGUGUUUCUAAUCUUCUUCGAAGUGGUUUCCGUGAAAGUUUGGACCAAUUGAUACAGUCAUAUGUGGAUAGGCAAGGUCGUUCUCCCAUUGAGUGGGAUCUGCACAGAAACUUGCCAACACCGACUCCCACUUCACCAGAGCAGGAUGAGGACCAGCAGAGAGAUGAACAAAAUGAGGAUCAGCGUGAUGGUAUGAACAGACCUUCAUUAGUUUUGCCAGCUCCACCUGUUCCCCCACCUCAGCCUCUUUGGCACCAGGAUUUGCAUCAUACUAGCUGGUCUCGCCAUAGCAUGCAACGCUCGGAGCUUGAGUGGGAGAUGAUUAAUGACUUGAGAGCUGACAUGGCGAGACUUCAGCAAGGAAUGAAUCACAUGCAGAGGAUGCUGGAGGCCUGCAUGGAUAUGCAACUUGAGUUGCAGCGUUCUGUCAGACAGGAAGUGUCUGCAGCUCUGAAUCGAUCAGCUGGUGAAAAAGUGUUGAUUGCUGAGACAUCUGAGGAUGGAUCUAAAUGGGGCCAUGUCAGGAAAGGGACAUGUUGCGUCUGUUGUGACAGCCACAUUGAUUCUUUAUUGUACAGAUGUGGUCACAUGUGCACUUGUUCAAAAUGUGCAAAUGAAUUAGUUCGUGGAGGAGGAAAGUGCCCAUUGUGUCGAGCACCGAUUGUUGAAGUGAUCAGAGCAUACUCCAUACUGUAAAGAGGAGGUAAAGAAAGAAAGCAAAUAAUUGAGAAAUUGAAUAGAUUUUGUGAUGAAGAUGGGAGGAGGAAGCAUACUCCACAAGGCCAUAUCUAUUAGAGCGUCACAGAUGUUGCCACAGGUUUUCUGAAUAUAUAUGGAAUGUUGUGCAAUGUGUAAUUGGAAUAACAAAUGGCACUCAAUUCUUCAUUCUUCCGUAAAUAAAAAUGUUUUGUCAAAAAUUCUUUUCA
This is a messenger RNA of Manihot esculenta (cassava), 3347 nucleotides long. Its product is annotated as fl(2)d-associated complex component. The record is from RefSeq and is a predicted model, not a curated record. The coding region runs from base 520 to 3117 and encodes 865 amino acids. The transcript has 8 exons. Lineage: Eukaryota; Viridiplantae; Streptophyta; Magnoliopsida; Malpighiales; Euphorbiaceae.